AUGCCUAAACCUGCUGAGAUAAAGAUUGGAUGUAAAGCAAUAAUGGGAAUAAAGAAAGAUGGUGAAAAGUGGAUAGUCAACAAGUUUGUGGUUGGACAUAAUCAUAUUUUGCUUACACCGAGAAGUACUAGUUUCCUUCGUGGACAUAGGGGAGUUAGUAAAGUACAAAAGAAACUUAUUUUGACCUUGUAUGAGUCUGGUGUACCGACAAGGAAGAUAAUGUCGGUAUUGAGUAAAGAUUCAGGUGGUGACUUUAAUGUCGGUUGUAUUGGGAAGGAUGUAGAAAAUUACUUGGGAAGCCAAAGGAGAAAAAUAUUUGAAGAGGGUGAUGCACAAAGGCUAUAUUCCUACUUUCUUGAUCGACAAAACAAAGAACCUGGGUUUGUGUUCUCCAUGCAAGUUGAUAACGAUGGGUGUAUGGGAAGUUGUUUUUGGACUGAUGCGAGAUCAAGAGCUGCAUACCAAUAUUUUGGGGAUGUUGUUACAUUUGAUGCCACUUACUUGACCAAUAUUUAUAAGAUGCCAUUUGUGCCAUUUUCUGGAGUUAAUCAUCAUCAUCAGACUAUAAUGUUUGGGUGUGCCUUAUUAGUUAAUGAAAUGGCGGAAUCAUAUAUAUGGUUAUUAAGAACAUGGCAACAGGCAAUGCUUAGGCGUGCCCCUUCAACUAUAAUUACAGAUGAUGACAAGGCAAUGGCUAAGGCAAUUGUUGAGGUACUCCCGAAUACAACUCAUAGGUUGUGUUUGUGGCACAUUUUACAAAAGUUUCCAGAACACUUAACCUAUGUAUACAACAAAUUUCCAGACUUUCAAAAAGAUUUUCGUCAUUGCAUCCAUGAAACAAUUACUACUGAUGAGUUCGAGCAAGAAUGGAAUUUGAUUGUGGUGAAGUAUGACCUAGGAGAAAAUACUUCGUUGCAAAAUCUUUACAGCCGACGGGAUAAGUGGGUACCCGCCUACUUGCGUUCAACAUUCUGUGCCGGUAUGUCAACAACUCAGAGGAGUGAAAGCAUGAACAAAUUUUUCAAAGAUUAUGUUCGUUCAAGCACUAUGGUUAGUGACUUUGUGCAUCAAUAUGAAAAAGCUAUAGAUGCACGUUACUUUAAAGAGAAAGAGAAGGAUGUCCGGAGAAAAUCUACCCGAGCGAUAAUGAAGACACCUUUUAAAAUUGAAGAGGAGGCAGCAUUGGUUUAUACAAGAAAAUCUUUCAUCAUCUUCCAAGAUGAGUUGUUUAAUAGUCUACGGUACCAAGCAAGAAGAUUGUCUCUGACUGGUGAGGCGAAGACAUAUGGAGUGACAGUUCAUGGGAUUCUUUGUAGGCAUAUCUUGUGUGUUUUUGGCAAGAAAGCGAAGUUAAAUAGAUUGCCAGAGCAUUAUGUUCUAGACAGAUGGACUAUUAAUGCUAAGAGUCAACCCAUUCCCCACAUUCCGUGUUGUGAUGCACAAGUGAGCGUGGAAGUAGAUGAGCCUACGAUGAGAAGAAGCAAGUCAAUGAUACAACUUUAUGACAUUGUAGAACUUGCAUCCCAAUCAGCAGAAAAACACAAUCAUUUCACACUUGCAUUGGAGAAGGUUCACAAAGAGAUGCUUGUAAUGGACGAGCAUGUAGAAUGUUCACGAGCAGUGCCGGCAAAUGAUGAUCAAAUAGACACAAAUGUCAAACUUACUCUUUAUUUGAUGCAGCAGGAUGCGGAAACUAAAGGUUUUGAGUCAUACGAGGAGCAGCUGAGGAAGGUAUUCGAGUCAUAUGAAGGAAGCUAUGCCAUGGUGUUUGAUAUAGCUCUAUUGAUUUUUCCCUUGGUGACAAAUAGAGACACAUUAUUUGUUAUCAUGGCAGCACUUCACUGCCAUUUAUCUUUGUUAUCAUGGCAGCACUUCAUUGAUAUUUGGUGGUACUUUAUAUUGUUUAAAGAUAUUUGGUGGCACUUCAUUUUCAUGUGA
Messenger RNA from Juglans regia (Persian walnut), 1938 nucleotides. Its product is annotated as protein FAR1-RELATED SEQUENCE 5-like. Bases 1 to 1938 code for a protein of 645 amino acids. Lineage: Eukaryota; Viridiplantae; Streptophyta; Magnoliopsida; Fagales; Juglandaceae. The record is from RefSeq and is a predicted model, not a curated record. The transcript is spliced from 3 exons.